AUGGCUCCCAAACGGGGCAGCAUUGAGGCGGCCUUUGCGGGUAAAGCCAAGGGUGCCAAGAGCAAGAAGGCUGGCCUUGAACAAAGCACCCCGGAGAGUAAGCCGAGCGUUGGUGCUGCCGAUGUCACACCAUCCCCGGAAAUGCCCAAGCGGAGAAGACUUGAGAAAGCUCCUGAAACAACUCCCACCAAGCCCAAGGUGCAGAAAGAUGUAGAAAUGAAAGCGCCGCCAGCCGAUGUGAAGAUCUCCACAUCUCAUGGACCAAGUGAAACAGGGCCCUGGUCAUUGUGGAGUGGAGCUUCUUCAAAGGGCUCCAAGGACCUUGCCUCGGCGAGCUUCGAUCCACAGCUACUGGAGAGCGAGUUUCCCGUUGGAAAGGCCGUGGGCUUCGCGUUGUUGUCCUCCGCUCUGCUGGAGAUCGAGGAGCAAAGAGGAAAGGGACAGGGCUCCAGAAAGCGGAUGACGGUCGUCCUCAGUAACUUGUUCCGCUUCUUGAUCCAUGUGCGUCCACAGGAUCUCAUUGCUUCCAUUUACAUCUUGAUCAACAAGGUGGCACCAGACUAUGAGGCUGCUGAACUUGGAGUCGGCGAUUCCAUCAUCAUCAAAGCCCUUUGCGAGAAUUUUGGCAGGUCGGAAAGCACCAUCAAACACGCGCUGGCCACAGGAGAGGCGAAAGACCUGGGAGAGGUUGCCCUACAGAGCCGCUUGUCCAAUGCAGAUGGUGGCAGUGUGCUGUCCAGAGACCUGGGUCUUUCGUACAGCAAGUUGAAGGUACUUCGCUAUGCCGGCUAUGCCUAUUAUGCCUAUGUGUGUGUGCAUAGGCUCAUGAGCAACUUUCGCAGCUUUGAGUUGAUCAGAUCACAUGGUGCAAUCCAGCGCAAGCGUCCAGAUUUGAUUCAAGGGUAA
This is a messenger RNA of Cladocopium goreaui, 906 nucleotides long. Lineage: Eukaryota; Dinophyceae; Suessiales; Symbiodiniaceae. The record is from the annotation of a GenBank genome assembly.